Molecule: messenger RNA, 1404 nt
Organism: Acaulospora morrowiae
Lineage: Eukaryota; Fungi; Glomeromycota; Glomeromycetes; Diversisporales; Acaulosporaceae
Source: the annotation of a GenBank genome assembly
GCCAACAAGACAAAGGAAUUGGAAACUUGCAUCAAAGGAUUAGAGAAACAAAUACAACAGAUAGAGUCAAAACGUGACGUACUUGCUGACCUCGCCGAAGGAAACGCGACUAAACCAGAAGAGACACCAAUGGGAAUAAGGGACAAGGGUCGUAGGGACUCAAGAGAGAGAAACUAUGACGCUGAGAAUUGUCCAAGGAAGGACGAUAUUCUCCAAGGGUUGUCGAAGGUAAACGAAAUGCAACUCCGCAAAGACGACGGAAAGCUGAGACGAUCACCGGAAGACCUAUGUAUCGUGAGCAACGAGACACACCGCGAUGAAGAGUUACAUCCCGACCUGCACAAAAGAGAAAAGAUUUUGGAUAAGUGUCCUAGUAAGUAUACAUCAAUCGGAUCCGUAAAUAAAGCAUCGGGACCUAUCUGUGACGAAAUCCCAACGACUAGCAUUGCCGAGAUCCUGAGGGAGAAAGAUAAUGAAAUAUCGAAAACAGACGAGACACUAAAACUUACCGACGAGACACCAACAGUGCAAGAGGACACGGACACAUACCUAGAAGAAACGACGGAAGAGUAUUCCGAUGAUGAUGAAGCUGUAGCGACUAAAAACAGUAAGGAAAACGACGACAUAGAUAAGACAGCGAGCAAACCGAAAGAAACCGAUAGGUUAGUUGCGCGGAACCUAAAAAUAAAGUACCAUCAAGAGGGAACUCGAAACCGACCUGAAAGUAUGUCACCACGUGACGAAGCGGAAGGAAGCCAUGAUGAAAGGAUAUGCCCCGAUCCGCAAAGGGAAGUCGUGCCGGUGGAUGACGAUGCGGAAAAGGUUGGUGAAGCUGCCCCAAAGGAUGAAACGAAGGAAGGUCAAGAACUAACUUACGAUGAGGUAUUGGUUGCCCAUGAUGAUGAAAAACGGUACGUGAGCAAUAACAUAAUGGAUAAACCAGAGAAGGACGAAAGAAACGUAGAAAGCCAAUAUGGAAGCUUAAAUCUAAACAAAAUACCAUCUGAUUCGAUCAACGAUCGAAACACGGAAGAACGGCUAACCUACAACAACACAAAUCAGUAUGUGGAUGGUGAAACGAUGGAUAAAAUAAAGAACAAAAGAGACGUGGAUAAAAGUCAAUAUGAAAGCUUGAGAAAAUCACUUAACCUGUUUAACCAUCACAACAUGAGAAGACAACGAGAUGCCGCAAACUAUCGCGACCAGGGAGGAGGAUACGACACUAUACACAAGAAACCCGUCAACAACGAAACUGAUCUUGGAGAUGCUAAACAUGUUAUAAGAAAGAUAAGUUUAUUAAUGAACCCUCGAAUUUGUAAGCAGUGGCUAUGGAAAAGGAGAAGAAAAGAACAAGAAAUAACAUACCCAGGAGAACGACCGACGACCCAGCGAUUCAAUCAUUAG